AGAGAGAGAGAGAGAGAGAGAGAGAGAGAUGUAUUCGGAGAGCUCGCAGGUGCGCUUCAAUGGCUGCUGCUGUUCAUCUCCAUUUUCUUCUGCCAUAGCCGAAUCUCAGAAGUCUCACAAUCUCGAUUUCUCCAUAACCACAGGAGCUUCAUUUCUCGAACGAAACACCAAAUUCACCGACCACGAAUCUCUUCCCUCGUUUCAGACAUCAUUCCUCGACCUCAUUACAACUUUUCCAGAUUACUUGCAGACGGAUCAAGCCGAUCACAUCCGAUCCACAGAGUACAAAAACCUCUCCUCGUCUCGCCUUGUCUGCUUAAACCACAUGGAUCAUCCUCUCUUCUCCUAUUCCCAAUCUCAGCAGAUUUCGGAAUCAGAAUCAGAACCCAUUUCAGGUUCUUCUUUCUUCGCCUUGUCCUGCAAGUCGGUGGGCUCGGUGUCUGAAUUGCUAUCGUCCGCGAGCCAACAAUCUGAAUUCCAGUCAGAGGAAAGAGUCAUGGGUUUCAUGAAUAUCGAAGAAUCCGAUUAUCAUAUGAUUCUUACCCACGACCGUUGUUCCGCUUUCAAGAUUCUUGCAGAAAUUUACCCUUUCAAGACAAACCCUAAUCUUCUCACUGUCUACAACUACGAAGACGAAGAAGUGGAAGCCAUGAUCAGCAUUGCAGAGAAAAAGGGCAUAAAACCCGAAUCAGCGGAGUUUUCAUGGCCGAUACUUUCCACUUCCAGGAUCUUAAUAAUCCAAUUAUUAAAAAAAAUUAAAGAUAAAAAGAUAUUGAAAUAAAUAUUAGGAGAGAUGGGUCUUUUCGUGUUUCCGCUUCAGUCACUGAUUACAGGAGCUUCGUAUUCGUAUUCAUGGAUGAGCUUAGCUCGCGAAAAUGGAUGGCACGUAUUGCUUGACACCUCUGCUUUAGGUUCUAAAGACAUGGAAUCACUCGGGCUUUCUCUGUUCAACCCAGAUUUCCUCAUCUGUUCCUUUUCCGAGGUUUUAGGACAAGACAACCCAUCUGGUUUCGGUUGUUUGUUCCUCAAGAAAUCCAUCUCUUCCCUUCUAACAGAACCAGAGCUCAUCACCAACCCCUCGAAUCUCACCUUCGUAACAGCUGAACUAGCUAGGACAGAACCGAACCCCGGGCCGUCAUCAUCUUUCCGCAGAGAAAACGACGGAAAUACCCCCGAGUCCUGUCAGGAAGGUUCUUCUUGCUCUGAGAUUGUUGAACUGGAGCUGUCGUCAACUGAACAAUGUCGGCCUAAAGUUACGGAUCAAACGAUUGAAUUCCGGGCAUUGGACCACGCUGAUUCGUUAGGACUAAUACUGAUCAGUCGUCGGGGAAAGUACCUGACAGACUGGCUGGUACGAGCUCUGAUGAGUCUGCAACACCCAGGUUCUGAAACAGAGAUGCCUCUUGUCAGAAUCUACGGACCGAGAACAAAACAGGAUAGAGGGCGAUCGAUUUCGUUCAAUAUUUUCAACUGGCAAGGCGAAAAGGUCGAUCCUUUACUGGUUCAGAGGCUUGCAGAGAGGAACAAGAUCAUGCUAAAGUGCGCAAAUCUGCAGAACAUAAGAACAGGUGACAAGGGAAGAAGAGAGAUGAAAGUGCUAACCCUUGGCUUUAGAUUGGCUGUAGUGAGUAUUAGGGUUGGAUUUCUGACAAAUUUCGAGGAUGUUUUUAGGGUUUGGAUGUUUGUUUCUAGAUUCUUGGACGCAGACUUUGUGGAGAAGGAGAAGUGGAGAAACAAAGCUCUUGAGAAAUACACGUGAUUAAAAAAAGGUUUUCCCUUUUAGUCCCUUAGAAGUUAGAACAACAUUUUUUGUUUUCAAAUUUUUUUUUUAUUUUGUAAUCCCAUAUUGGACCAUAAUAUGA
Messenger RNA from Tarenaya hassleriana, 1862 nucleotides. RefSeq lists its product as uncharacterized. The transcript is spliced from 2 exons. Lineage: Eukaryota; Viridiplantae; Streptophyta; Magnoliopsida; Brassicales; Cleomaceae. The record is from RefSeq and is a predicted model, not a curated record.